AGAGUGGCUAUGUACAAAUGUCUUAAAUGAGAGUGGGGGAGCAGUUUGAUCUCAAACAAUGGACAUUAUUGCAGAGGGGGUGGGAGGUUACACUGUCAAACUGCCUUAAUUUAAUGGAAAACACAUGCUGAUGAGUCCCCUCCUCCUGGACCUCAAGGCUGGGAAACUUUUGCCAGCUCCCUGCAGUUCAGAAUCAGGGAAAGUACACUCCAGCAAACACAAUGCUGGUCAAAGCUGCAGUUGUACACCGCUUCUUUCUUUUUCUCCUCUUGCCCGGUUUCGCCUGCUCCUGUCCUAGCCGCUGCCUGUGUUUUAGGACUACAGUACGAUGCAUGCAUCUGAUGCUGGAAAACAUCCCUGAAGUUCCACCCCAGACAAACAUACUGGACUUACGCUUCAAUCACAUCCAAGAGAUUCAGCCUGGAGCCUUCAGGAGACUGAAGAACCUCAACACACUGCUGCUGAACAAUAACUUGAUCAAACAAAUCGCAAGAAGGUCCUUUGAAGCUCUGCCGAACUUGAAAUAUCUCUACCUGUACAAAAAUGAAAUUCAGACUAUCCAGCAACAUGCCUUCAAGGGGCUCCAUUCUCUGGAACAGCUUUACCUUCAUUUCAACCACCUGGAAACCUUGGGGCCGGAAACCUUUAGUGACCUGCCCAAACUGGAAAGACUAUUCUUGCACAACAACAAAAUUUCCAGAAUUCAGCCAGGAACUUUCUUUCAACUGGAAUCCCUCAAACGGCUACGGCUGGACUCCAAUGCCUUGCUCUGUGACUGUGACUUGAUGUGGCUGGCCGAACUGCUGAAGAAAUACUCCGAACAGGGCAAUAUUCAGACAGCCGCCACCUGUGAGAACCCAAGGGAACUGCAGGGCCGGUCCGUCACCAGCUUGACCACCCAAGAAUUUAAUUGUGAGAGGCCUCGCAUAACCACUGAGCCCCAUGAUGCUGACGUCAAGUUGGGAAACACUGUUUAUUUCACCUGCAGGGCAGAAGGAAACCCAAAGCCGGAGAUCAUCUGGCUGCACAACAAUAAUGAAAUUGACAUGAACGACGAUGGGCGCCUUAACUUGCUGCAGGAUGGGACCCUGAUGAUCCAAAACACCAAAGAAUCGGACAAAGGCAUCUACCAGUGCAUGGCCAAGAACAUAGCUGGAGAGGUCAAGACACAAGAAGUAGUUCUGCGCUACUUUGGCACGCCAUCCAAGCCCAGCUUUGUGAUCCAGCCCCAGAACACAGAAGUGCUGGUCGGGGGAAGCGUCACCUUGGAGUGUGGGGUGUCCGGGCACCCACCCCCGCAUGUCGUCUGGACUCUGGGCACAGGCUCGCCGCUACCGGGCGAUUCCCGCUUCGCCAUCACCAGCUCGGGCGGGCUGUACAUCCAGAACGUCACCUUCCUGGACCAGGGCCAGUACAACUGCAAGGCCAGCAACUCCGAAGGCUCCAUCCAGGCCACGGCAAACAUUCUAGUGCAAGAUACUCCCAGGUUCCUGCUCGUUCCCAGGGACCAGAUUGUGACAGAGGGGCAGAGCGUGGAUUUCUCCUGCACUGCUGAAGGCCACCCGGCACCCGUCAUCGCCUGGACAAGGGCAGGGGGGCCGUUGCCCGUUGACCGGAGGCAAAGCGUCCUCUCCAGCGGCACCCUGCGCAUCGUGAGGGUUGCCCUGCACGAUCAAGGCCAGUAUGAAUGUCAUGCCAUCAGUGCCCUCGGCGUGAAGAGCUUCCCAGUGCAGCUGUGGGUGACCCCUCGAGUGAUCCCUGUGUUUCUUCACCCCCCACAAGACGUGGUAGCAGAGACUGGGCAAGAUGUCAUGAUCACCUGUGCGGCCCAAGGAGAUCCGCGACCCACCGUCACCUGGGCCAAAGAAGGCAUUCAGAUCACAGAAAGUGGCAAGUUCCAUGUAAGUCAAGACGGGACCCUUUCCAUUCGAGACCUGGGAGUGGCGGACCAGGGCAGAUACGAGUGUAGAGCCAGGAAUACCUUUGGAUUCACAUCCAGCACUAUGCAGCUGACCAUCACCGCCACGGAUGUAGGUCGGAGUGGUGACACCUUUGUAGCCUCAUCGAUACAAGAAGCCAUCAGCAGUGUUGACCAUGCUAUCAAUUCAACGCGCACUGAGCUGUUUAGCAAACGACCCAAAACUCCCAAUGACUUGCUGGCACUCUUCCGUUACCCCCGAGACCCUUACACCAUUGAAACAGCACGGGCUGGUGAGAUCUUUGAAAGGACGUUGCAGCUGAUCCAAGACCAUGUCCAGCAGGGAUUGAUUGUGGACAUGAAUGGUACAGGCUACCGUUACAACGACCUGGUCUCCCCUCGGUACCUGAACGUGAUCGCCAACCUGUCCGGCUGCUCUGCCCACCGCCGCACUCCCAACUGCUCCGACAUCUGUUUUCACAAGCAGUACAGGACCCACGAUGGCUCCUGCAACAAUCUCCAACACCCCAUGUGGGGGGCGUCCCUCACGGCCUUCCAGCGCCUCCUCAAACCAGCCUACCAGAAUGGCUUUAACCUGCCCCGGGGCUUUUCCUUGGCGGAAGACUCUAGGGAGCUGCCCCUGCCGCUGCCUCGUCUUGUCUCUACAGCCAUGAUAGGGACAGAAACCAUCACCCCCAAUGAGCAGUUCACACACAUGCUCAUGCAGUGGGGCCAGUUUCUGGACCACGACCUGGACCAGACGGUGGCCGCCAUCAGCAUGUCGCGGUUCAGUGAGGUGUGUACCAACGACCCGCCGUGCUUCUCGGUCGUGAUCCCGGAGAACGACCCCCGGGUGAAAAACGGACGCUGCAUGUUCUUCGUCCGCUCCAGCCCUGUGUGCGGCAGCGGGAUGACCUCCCUGCUGAUGAACUCUGUCUACGCCAGGGAGCAGAUCAACCACCUGACCUCGUACAUCGACGCCUCUAACGUCUAUGGCAGCUCAGAGCAGGAGUCUCGGGAGCUGAGGAACUUGAGCAGCCAGAGGGGGCUGCUGAAACAAGGGCAGGUGGUGCCCAGCUCGGGAAAACACCUGCUCCCAUUUGCAGUGGGGCCGCCCACCGAGUGCAUGAGGGACGAGAACGAGAGCCCUGUGCCAUGCUUCCUGGCAGGCGAUCACCGUGCCAAUGAGCAGCUAGGCCUCACAGCCAUGCACACCCUCUGGUUCCGGGAGCACAACCGCCUUGCCACCGAGCUGCGGGCCCUGAAUCCCCACUGGGAUGGGGACACGCUCUACCACGAGGCGCGCAAAAUUGUGGGUGCCCAGAUGCAGCACAUCACCUACACACACUGGCUCCCCAAGGUCCUCGGAGAAGCCGGCAUGAAGGUGCUGGGGGAGUACAAAGGCUACGACCCCAAUGUCAACGCCGGAAUCCUCAAUGCCUUCGCCACGGCGGCCUUCCGGUUCGGACACACGCUGAUAAACCCCAUCCUGUAUCGGCUGAACGAAACUUUCCAGCCCGUACGCCAAGGCCACGUCCCCCUCCACAAGGCUUUCUUCUCCCCUUUCCGGAUCACCCAGGAAGGCGGAAUCGACCCCCUCCUCCGUGGUCUGUUCGGGGUCCCUGGGAAAAUGCGGGUCCCCUCUGAGCUCCUGAACAUGGAGCUCACAGAAAAGCUUUUCUCCAUGGCACACUCGGUCUCGCUGGAUCUGGCAGCCAUCAACAUCCAGAGGGGGAGGGACCAUGGCAUCCCGCCCUACAAUGACUUCAGGGUCUUCUGCAAUCUCACGUCUUCCCAGGAGUUUGAAGACCUCAGGAAUGAGAUCCAAAACCUGGAGAUCAGGGAAAAGCUCAGGAGUUUGUACGGGACUACCAAAAACAUUGACUUGUUUCCAGCCCUGAUGGUGGAAGAUCUUGUCCCCGGGACCAGAGUUGGACCAACCCUGAUGUGCCUGUUAGCAACGCAGUUCCGAAGACUCCGAGAUGGGGAUAGGUUCUGGUAUGGGAAUCCCGGAGUCUUCACCCCGGCCCAGGUGACUCAGAUAAGGCAGACAUCGCUGGCUCGCAUCAUCUGUGACAACAGCGACCACGUCCAACAGCUCCAGAGGGAUGUGUUCCGGGUGGCACCCUACCCCCAGGGCAUGGUCAGCUGCGAGGAGAUCCCGGCGGUCGAUCUUCGCAUGUGGCAGGACUGCUGUGAAGACUGCAGAACACGAGGGCAGUUCAAUGCUCUUUCUCAGCGAUUCCGGAGCAAGAGAUCUCCCGGCUUCAGCUACCCAGAAGAAAACCCUUCUAAGAACAACCCGGCUGCACCAAGAAACGAAGAGCCUUCCCACAGCCGUUCUUCCCAGGAAGGCCUGGAGUCCUUUGUGGCCCACCUGGAAAAAACCGUCUUGUCCCUACGGAAACAGGUGAGCGCCCUGGAAGGCCAGCUGCGGUGGCAGCAGAGACGCGCAGGCGAAUACAGAUGGGGGAAGAAGACUGGAGAGACGCGGAGAAAAAGAUGACCAGCCUUCUGCUAACGCGAGGUUAUUUCAGGUGAUCUACACUUGACACUGCUCCCCUCCUAGCUGCUCUGCUCCACUCCAAGAGGGCCCCGACAUGCCGGCCAAUUAACAACGUUCGCCCCCCACUGUGAUGCCUCCUGUACUACUCCCCCCCCGGCCAGCUGUGCUUCUGCUGGUUCCUGACUCUCCGCACUGCUGGCGUAGAGCUCCUGAACCAUCUCCGCCCCCAAAGGUGUCCCUCCCAGCCUGCGAGCCUCUGCGCUGCCCUGCGUUCAGCCAGCAGACCGUCUGGCCGCCGCGUGCUCCUCGGAGGCUGCUUCCCACCCGCGGAGCCCACGCUCGGAAAGCAGGGCUGAGUUAAAACUGCUCCCAUGUCUUCCUGCUCGGCGCUGUCCCUUCCACGGCGGAUCCCCCUGCUGCAUCUGCUUUUGCAACAGGGCUCCCAACCCCCUUGGGAACAGGGCGUCCAUCGCAACGCAUUGCCCAGCCCACCUGGGUCAGCAAGGGGUUGGAAAACCUGAUCUCCCAUUUCAAUUUAAAAAAACCUCUUGUUCUGUAACGGAACAAAUGCGUUUCAGGGAUUGUGAAGCUGCGGCUGGCAUAGCCUGCAAUUCACAUAAGAAACAAGUGAGAAGAAACCCCCCCAUCCGCUGGGAAUAUUCCUCCCCUGCGGGAUACGGAGUCGGAGGUCACAAGCAUUGUCUUCGCUCCACCCGGCGCCCCCCAACCUUCCACCGCUGCACGUUGGACCCAAGUCUGUGUUUCCAUUCAUCUCCCAAGGCUUUUGGCUGGAAGAUGCAUUGACAGCGGCCAUGUAACGGGACCUGACGCACAACCUUGGAGCAUUAAACAUCACAUCCCUCUAGUUAACAGCCAGGAGGGGCUGUGCUGGGUGGGGAAUGCUCGGUGCUGUAUUUGAUGCAUUCACAAAUGCAAAGUGUGGCGUGUAUUUAUUAUUCCUAGGUGCUCCGCAGCUGAGCAAGAAAUACGUAACCGGCUUUUGGAGCCUACUUUGGAGGUGCUUUUCCAUGGUGCUAUAAUUUAUACCCAUGUGAUUCCAGGACAGCCCAAAACUUGCAACACUCACGGGCAAAUAGCUUUUGCUACGAACAUCCUCGAGUCCUUCCUUGUUAUCUCUGUUCUUUUUAUCGUCCCUUUCUCCUUCUCUUUCUCGCCCUUGUAUCCUCCCCCUUCCUGCGGUACAAGGCUCAUAAACAUUUACAGAUAUGCAUAUUCUUUUCUCUUCUUUUUAGGCCUGUUCUUGAACAGGGGAAGGGACCCAAAACAGAUGUGAUGUCCCUUUUAGGACUUGGAAGUUGUUCGAAAAUCAAAUAAUGCUUGAACAGGGGACGGGAGUUUAAUGAGAGAGUUUAUCAGCUGUUCCUUGGUCUGACAAGGUGGGCAAAGCAAGGUUUUUUGUGGGCCCAGAAGUUGGCCAGAUAAAAGACAUUGCUCCACACACCUUGUCUCACUAAUGUCCUGGGACCAACACGGUGACAGCGAGCCUUCAUACAUAGUUCUGUAGGCUUUUGAACGUGGAAGUGGGGCGGGGAGAGGCGGCUCUAAGUGGCCUUUUGACUUCUCCUACACUGGUAGAAAUGAAGAAUCUGGAGCAAAUCCUCAGCUGCAGUAAAUCGGCUACUGUCGCCUUUUGAUUUAGGCCAUCUGAGGAGCUGGCGCCAUGGGACUGGACAGAGGUCAGAGGGAAUCCCGUACUCCCUCUCUUUUUCAGCCAACAACAGCUGCACGCAGCCGUUCUUGAAAGCAGACAGGGAGACAUGUGCUGAGGCCUACUGCUUCAGCUAAAAUGCCUAAAGAAGCAGAGCGAUGGUGGAUUUUCUGCCUGAUGCACAUUGUUAAGGAGAUUGGGGGUGGAGGAGAGCAUAGGGAGGACAUCAGAGUUGAUGGAGGAAUUUUAUGCAUAUUCCAGGGGAUCAUGUGGCAUGUGUCCCUUUGCCCUAUAGGUUGGAACCUCUUCCUUCCCUCCUGUCCCUUUGAUUCCUGCUUUUCUGCUAGAAGAAAGAAAAGUGCCACUUGGUGAAACUCAAAAAAUCUUUUCUCCGGGCUCUGGUGCUCAUGAAGAGAACGUGUGCAGAGCAGUUUCUCAGGCCACGUUUACCCUGCAGCCGAAGCUCUGCUUGUGACAUGCAGUUCCAGCUAUGUAACAAACGUAGCUGGAGUCAACGUACCUUAAGCUGAGCUUUGGCGCUGGCCUCACAGUGGAAGGUCAAUGGAAUAAUGCUCUUGUUGACUUCCCUGGCUCCGUGCGAGGAGUAGGAGUUCCGGAAUUGACAAGGGCGCCCUCGGCGUUCGCUUGAGCGGGUCUUUACUAGACCCGCUCAAUCGAAUGCUGACAUAUCGAUUGCCGAAUCCUAAUCUUCUCCAGAGGCCAGUCAUGGCUUCAGGCCAAAGUAAGGCACAUUUGCUGUGCUGUCUGGUAGGUAGGGGAGCAGCUGGUGUACAUCCGUGGUUACAUACCAACCAGUUCCCCCUUCCCCACAAUUCCUAUGCAGCAGCCUGGAAUGACCCAUCAUGGAGCACAGCUCCACGGUAGAUGGGGAGCGGACUCAUGUUAGGUAGCACUUGUGGUGCUCAGAGUCUGUGCGGUGGGCCCAGAUGUCCCUAAAAUCUGAUUGUUUGGAGGCAGAGAGUUUGGGCUUGCUCAGAAUCUUGGACAGCAUCCCUGAGCCAUGUAAUGUGCUCACCUUGCUUUGCUACCCCGAGGGGUUUGCCUCAGUGGCGCUUCCUGGGCUCUGACAGCUGCCCUCUGGGGUGGCUGCGAAACAGGAGUUGCCUCUGGAUGUUUCACAGGAAACCACAGUGUGAUCUCCCCAUGCGUCACCUCGAGACCUUGUGCUCCUCACACAAAGUGAAUUUACCCACCAGAUGAACUCCUGGGUGGAUUUUGGCCCUCGACAUCCAUGAAGUUACAACGGGUGUGUGUGUGUGUGUGUGUGUGUGUGUUCAGUGCUCAUGCUUCUGAGCUUGUGUUCUCAGGAGGCCAAUCACACUGGACUCUGAUCCCUGCCCAUGUCACUCAGGAACCUGUGCGCCUCCCUUCCUCCCCUCCCCCGCUUUGAGCAGCCUUGUGGACUCUGGAACCACGGUCCAUACAGUUGAAGGCCAGAAGGCGCUGUUGUGAUUAUGGGUCUGGCCUCCUGACCUGCCCCAGUGCGAUAGAACAUCCAGCGUGCAAGUCACCACCUGGCUGCUGCAGAAUAAAGGGGGGGGGUAGGGUGUCAAUGUGUUUGCCAAAUGCCUUUCCCCCCAACCCUCCUAAAUUGCACAGGGCUCCAAGCAGCCCCUCUAAAAGGCUGGUGCUAUAGACCACACCCUCAACAGCUGCCAAUCCUCAUCGCUCCACUGACUAAGGCGCUAGCCCUGGGCUUUUUGCCGCUCAUGUUUGUAAGUCGGUGAGUGGAGGGUGAUUUGCAGCCUUAGGGAGUGAAGCCGGAUAGGCAAUAAAACAGCAGCGGUUUAGCCCCUGCUGGGCCAUUUCUGCCCAGCACCUCCACACGUACGGGAGAUCACAGCUCCCAUUGGCUGGGAAUGGCGAUCCGGGGCCAAUGGGAGCAGUGUUCUCCCCUAGCAGUGGAGGCACAGUAAAUACUAGCCCUGGCAGACCGGAUCUGCCCACAGGCUGGUAUUUGCCCAGCACUGGAUUGGAGGAUUGGCUACCCAAGGGGUGUGAAGUUUAAGGAAUGUGCCUUUAUAAUAUAUCCAGGUAAGUAGACGGCUCUCGUGACCACAGUAUCUAAAUGGUUCCUGUGAGUCAAAAGACGCAAAACCUUGGCAGAUCCAUUUCCUACAGCCUAACUCCAGUGGAAAGAAAAAUUGAGAUCUAGACAAAAGAGAGCGGUUUUCAGUUACAUUUAUAACAAUCUGAAUUUUGUUGAAGUGACCUUAAGCUGACCACCUACAUGGUCUAGUUUUGCCACUUAAUUGAACAUUACCGCUUAGGCUCUCCGGAUUAGUCAUCUAGGGUAUGUCUAGACUACAUGCCUCUGUCACCAG
Molecule: messenger RNA, 8438 nt
Organism: Pelodiscus sinensis (Chinese soft-shelled turtle)
Lineage: Eukaryota; Metazoa; Chordata; Testudines; Trionychidae
Source: RefSeq, a predicted model, not a curated record